ACUUAUUUGUUGUUAUGUAUAUCUUACAUGAAGAAAAAAACGUCUUUGUGUAAAACUGAUUUGGUUUCCAUUUUAAAAAAAUAUUCGAAAGAUUAAAAUAGUUACAUUCGUUUUUGAAAUAAACUUUUUUUUCUCUCGAAUAGACUUUUGAAUACACAACAACAACAGCAACAACGACGUUGAAACAAACCGGCUAUCAAUUACAAAGGGAUAAUUAUUGAUUUAAACUUUUACUAAACAAUCAUUCUAACCAUUUACUCUAAAAAAUAUUAAAUAAAUGUGUAUUUAAACAAAAAAUCCAUUAACAUACUUCAGUAUUUAACUUCUGCUCAGUUAAAUAUCUCUCUUCAAUAUUUUAUUAUUUUCCACUUUGGAACAAUAUUUGUUUAUGACAAACAUUAUGAUGUACAGUCGUCUUGAGAACGAGAAUCAAUCUUUGUGUAAUUCAUUAUCAUCGUCAUCAACAUCAUCUUUGACAUCUCCGACAGUAAUCCUACACCAUCACCACCAUCCAAAUCAUCACAGUCAUCAACAUCAGCAGCAGCAACAACAACAAACACAAAUUGCACAUCCACAACAUCUUAAGACUUAUCAACAUAAUUCGCAUCGUUUUGAUCAUCAUCAUCAUCAUCACCAUAACCAUCAACAACGAGAAGAAUUGUGUCAUUCGGAUUCUGCACCAUUUUAUUACGAUAGUCCCAUGUUAUCAUGGAAUCAAACAAAUUCACCGUCCCAAUCAUUACCUUCUAAUUCAUUGAUGUUUCUUACAGCAAAUAAAAAUUUUCAUUUACAAUCCGAACAAAACCUAAUUGGAUCUAAUCCAAGUUUGGAUGUAUCAAGUCAACAUCAUUCAUGUCUAAAUCAUCAUCAUCAUCAUCCUCAUCAACAACAUCAAGAGCAGAGUCAAUUUACAAAGAGUGUUCAAUCGCAAAGUCACUAUCAUCAUCAUCAUCAUUGUAAUUUUCAGAUAACCCAUAAUCACCAUUCUUUAAAUCAAUUAACAAAUAUGUCAAAUCGAAGUACAAAUAACUCAUCGUCAUUAUUACCAUUACCGGAAGUAGCAAUAAGAUCUGGAGUAGAGACAUUAUCGACAAUGGCCAAUCAGGUUCCAGCGUAUCACUUAAACAAUACUUGUUUUCCAGUUGAAAAAAUUGAGAAUAUGUUUCAACGUGAUAAUAAUUUAUCAUUGAACAAUAUUACUACGAGAAAUGACUAUAUGAAUUUCAACUUACCAAUAACUACUACUCAAUCAUUCAUGGCAUCAUCACCAUCAUUGUCCAUAUCUUCAUCACCGACAUUUCCCCUAUUGACCACACAAUCACACGGUACGAAGAAUAAAUGUAUUUAUAAAAAUUUAAAUAAUCGUAAUGUACAAAAAUCAGUAAAUAAUUUAAAAUUAUUCAAUGUAAAUGAUCAAUCAAGUCUUAAGACAUUUAAUGUUAAUGACCCUCCAUCAAAUUUAUCAGUUAUGAAUACAACGAAGGCAACUGUUAUGGGCAUUACGUCGAUAUCAAAUAAUAAAGGGAUAUUAUGUGGAUUAAAUAUGAAAGAUAGAAAGCCAUGUGAUAUAUGUGGUGAUGUAGCUGCCGGUUUUCAUUGUAAUGCAUAUGUCUGUGAAGCAUGUAAGAAAUUUUUUAUUCGUAGUUCAAAAGGAGAAAAUUUCACUAAAUAUACAUGUACGAAGUCGAAUACAUGUGAAAUCAAUAAAGAUACACGUACACACUGUCAGCGAUGUCGUUAUCAAAAGUGUAUACGAUUAGGCAUGGUAUUACCGGGAGCUGCUGUGUUUCCAGUUACUGAUAUAUCAGAAAUACCAUGCCGUGUUUGUGGCGCUAAAUCAUCUGGAUUCCAUUUUGGUGCAAUAACAUGUGAGGGAUGUAAGGGUUUCUUUCGACGAACGAUUAAUGAACGAGAAAGUCAACGCUACACUUGCAGAAAUGGAGGUAAUUGUGCUGUUACCGGUGCUACAAGAAAUAAUUGUAAAAGUUGUCGAUAUCGUAGAUGUUUAGCUGUUGGCAUGUCAAAACAUGGCAGUCGUAUCGGUCGUCAACCUAAUGCUAUUAAACAUCGUUGUGCAGUUGAAAUUGAACAAAUUCGAUCAGCAGUAUCCAAUUCAACUGUACAUUCUAAACAACAUUCGAAAUCCAAUUGUUCAGUAAUUUCAAAUCACCAUUCAUCAUAUAAUUUAUUAUCACCGAUAAAUAAUUCAUUACAUAAGCCGAAUGAUUCAUUAAAUCAAGACCAUUAUGAAUAUAAAAUUAAUGAUAAUGAUGAUAAUAAUAUUAGUAAAGAGGGAAUGAUUUCAAAUCAGAAGGACUGUUUAAAUCAAUCCAUUGUAAAAACUACAAAUUUGACACAUUUGGUUACAACACCUUAUCAACCGUUGACAACUACAGAAUCAAAUAUCAAUGUAAAACUUACAGAACAAGAUAAUGAAUUACAUGAAUUAAGUGAUAAUGAUAAUAAUCUACAAAUAUCGUCAAAAGUAGAUUUUACAUCAUUAUAUCAAGAUUGUACACCUUCAGUACAUGUCCGAAAAAUGUGCCAUCAGGGUUCUAAUGAAAUACAAUUCUAUGAAAAUAAUUGUUUAUCUAAUCAGGAUGAUGAAUUCUUCAUUAAUCCCACAUCACAACUAUCCUCAACUUCAACUAAUUCGGAAGCAAUGAUUUUAGCUGCAACAGGAGCGUCGCCACCACCACCUUCAAUGACUACUACUAUCACGACACCGAAAUCAUUGUCAGAAAGUGUAAAUUGUUUAAAUAAACAAAAAGAAUUUAAUGAAUUGAUGAAUACCAAUUAUUCGUCAAUUGGUUUAAUGAAUUUAUCUAGAGCAGCACAAUUCUAUAGUCAACAUGAAAAAGAUUUUCAAAUACAGUACGAUGAAAAUAGUUUCGAACCAAAUUCUGAUUUAUGCAAAAAUAAAUAUAAUAUUGUUAAAACAAGAAGAUACAACCAAAUAUAUUUAAAUAGUACCUUUAAUGAUACUACUACUACUACUACUGAUACCACUGAGAGUAGUGCUAAUAAUCAGUAUAAAAAAUCAAGAAAAGAAGACAGAAAUAAGGAAUAUUUACAAUAUGAAAAUUUACAUUUAAAAAAGGAGUCUAACCAAUGGGAUGAUAUUGUGUUAAGAAAAAAAAUAAUUGGUAACGAGCCACAGUUGUCUAUGUCAAAUUGGAAUAUUACACAAGGAGAAGAUAUAAAUCGAAAUAAUUUACAACAAUUCAACUCAAUGGUUAGGAGGAUAGAUUCAAAAGAAAUUCUACCAACAUUUGAGGCAAAUGUCAAUACAAUGAAUGAAAACUAUUGUAUUCUUGAUAAUAAUAGUAAUGAUAAUAAUAAUAAUAAUAAUAAUAGCAAUGAUGAAUUUAAUGAAAUUCAUAAUUCGAAACAUAUGAAAAUUGAUGAAAUCAUGAACACAUCAUCAUCACCAAUAAGAAAUGAUCGAACUCUUCGUUACUCUUCUCAAUUACCUUCAUCCCCAUUAUCAUCAUUAUCAUUGUGUAGUUCAUUAACAAAUGCAACAUUAUAUUCAUCAUUAAAAUCAAAUUGUUGUUUAAAUUCAAUGGAAUCAUAUAAUUUAAAUUCAACUCAUCAUUCAAUUAGGAUUGAUCAACAACAAUCGAAUGAUCCAUUUGAAUUAACUGAACAAGAUGAUAAUAAAUUAAUAUUUCAUCAUUCGAAUCAUAAUGAUUGUAAUAAAUUUUCUAAUUCAACAAUCAUGACUGAAUAUAAAGAUGUACAGAAUGAAAAUUAUUUAACUAAUAUUUAUGAAGAAUGCCAAGAUCUAUGUCCAUUACCUACUAUUGAACAACUGAAUACUUCUCCUACUGCUAUCAUUGAUAGUAAUACUGAUAGCAAUAAUAUUUACAAUAGUGAUAGUACAGCAGUUCAUAGUAAACGAUGUUUAUUUAAAAAUCUACAUUCAUUUACUUCAUCAGGUAGUCAAUCUUAUUCACCUUCAAAAUCUUUUUUAAAUCGAUAUCAUACAUUGGUUUCGGUUAAACCAAAAUUAUGCAAUCAAACAAAUCAUCAAGAAAACAAUUGUCAUAAUUCAAAACUAUUAUCUCAACUUAAUCUAGAUAAAUAUCAACAGAUGAAUAAUACUGAUAGUAUUUUAGAAAAUCUCAAUACAUCUAGGCUACAUAAAGUCAUUAAAAAUGAUUCAAUGAACAAUUAUUCCUGUAAUGAUGAUUCAAUUAAACAAGAAAAUGUUAUAGUGAAUGAAAACCAAGCUAUAACAUCUAAUAUGUCGUCUGAAUGGACAGAUAAUGUAAACCUACGAAGGAAGCGGAUCCAUAUACCUAAAAAUUCAAAACUAUACACAACUUAUAAUAAAACAAUAUUCAAUGAUUCAAUGGAAUCAUUAAUAACACCAUCAACGUAUCAAUUAAAUAUAUCACAACAUAAAACUGAUUUUCCAAUAUAUUCAAAUAAAAAAGAUGAUGAAUACACAUAUGAAUUAGGUGAUAAUGAUGAAAGAAAUCAAAUAAAACAUAGACAAACUAGUGGCAGUAGUAGUAGUCUAUUAGAAUCACCAAUUAUAAUUAUUGAUAAUCAAUUAUCUACUUAUGAAGAUGAUCAAAUGAACAAUAGAUCAAUUAGUCCUAAUCAAAAGCAACCAAAUCAGCAACAACAACAACAACCUCGAUUAUUAAAUUUAUUAGAGAAAAUUGAUUUAGAUAGAGAAUUAGUGGUGGAGCAGUUAAAAUCAGCUAAUAUUACUACUCAUUCAAGUUCAAAUAGGUGUAUAGAAGAAAUUUCAAGUAUUGAUUCAAUUAAAUCUCACUAUUCUUAUAAUACAUCGAAUAAUAUGUUUGGAAUGGUUUGUAAUAAUGAAUAUGAAUCAGUUUAUAGUGAUGAUAAUAAUAUCAAUGAUGAUACUAUGAUUAAUACAUCUGUAAAUAAUAAUUUAACAUUUUCAAAAAUGUCAUCAUCACAGUUUAUUCCAAUAGCAAAUGAUAUAUUGAACACAUCAAAUUAUUUGGAUUUUUAUAUGACCAAUAAAUAUACUGAUGGUAAUUCAGAUGAACAUCGUGAAUCAAGUUUACAUUCAAGAAGAAGUAUAUCUGAUCUUCAUAAUUCACCAGCGGACUUGCUGUCGUCUAAUAUUACAAAUGAAUGCAAUGAAACAGUACAUGUAAUAAAGUUAAAUAAUCAGUCUACUGCAAACGAUGAACUUCUUCAAAAUAUUAGGAAUGCUACUUCUCAGUUACUUCAUUGUCAUUGUAAAUUACCUGAAAACCUACAUUUCCUAGAUGAAACUAAACAAAAUCAAGAAGUUUUGUGGCAUCAUUUAAUGAAAUAUUUUGAAAGUCACAUUUAUGAAAUCAUCCAAUUUGCCCAAUCUAUUCCUAGUUUUCAAGAACUUACGGAGUUUGAUAUGAAAAUUCUAAUUCAACAAAGUAUCUAUCCAAUUAUUUUAAUUCAAUUAUCUCAAGAUUUUAAUAAUAAUAAUAAAACAAAGGAAUAUUAUUAUUUCAAUAUUCAAAGUCAAACAAGCUUGAUAAAUCAAUUCUCAGUGUGUAAAAUCUUAUUUGAACAAAUUAAUUUGACAAAUAAAUUAUUGAAAUCAUUAAAUUUAAAUGAGACAGAAAUUGGUUUAUUAUGCUGUGUUGAAUUAUUUCAUACAGAUGGAAAAUAUUUGAAUGAACCAAUAAAAAUAAAUGAAGCUUAUCAAACAAUUCUUCAAUUAUUAAAAGAGUAUGAAACAAAUCAAUUCAAUUCAGAGAAACGUUUCUAUAAAAUAAUCUCUAUUAAACAUAAUUUAGAUAGAAUGAAUAAAGAACAUCAAGAAAUCAUAAAAAUACUUAAAAAUGAAAAUCAUUAUUUACCAUUUUCUAAUUUAUAUAUACAAUUAUUUCAAUUAAAUGAAUUACAUCAUUUGAAUCCAAGAUAAUUUCCAAUGAGUUACAUCAUAAUAUAAACAAGAAAAAAGGAACUUGACGUGAAUCUAAAAAAAAAAUCCAUGAGACAUUUAUUAAUAAUCAAUAUUAUUGUGUGCAAUUAUAAAUCUCAGGUUUCUAUGAAAUAAGUAAUAUACUUUUCAAUUAUAUAUUUAUUAUCGUCCAUUUUCUUUUCUCUGUGCAACAAGAGAACAAAUACAAAAAAAAUGUGAAAACCCCGGUGUGGUUAUAUCAUUUAGAUGUAAGAAAAAAAGGCAGCUUUUAUAUUUAUUCAAUAAAACAACAAAGUGAAUAUUUUAUUUUGAUGAAGUAAAGUAGUGUUUCAACUUAAUUUCCCCUCGCCCCCCCCCAGUUUUUUUCUAUUUCUAUGGUGAAUCAUGUAAGUAAUCAUGAGGAUUCAAAUAUAAAUGGAUAUAGUUAACUAUAUACCAUACAGAUGUGUGUUAUUUGAAGUAUAUCUUGUUAUUACUUCAUGUGCAUCAUUUAAACUACACAUACUGGGCUUAUACUACUACUAUUAUUAUUAUCAUUAUUCAAUAUAUAUAUUGAACUUUCUUUUGUUUGUUUUUAGCCAAUUUUCUUUUCCAUCCUGUUGUUUAAAACUAACUCAUAAUCUGUUACUUUAAUCAAGUAAUCUUUAUCAGGGAAUUUUAUUGAAACAAAAAAAUAAAUAUUUCGAUUAUCGUUUUAUAUUGUGUUAACCUAUUUAUUUAGAUAGAAAUAUACAGGGGUUGGAUUAUAAGUUAAAUAAUGAACUCUGUAGAGGAAUAAAUAUUUGGAAACUGUUAUGAUGUAUGGAGGGUGAUGGUAAUUGCCAGUUAAAAUCAGUCGAACCAUUGAGAACCAGGAAGUAUUCAACGACUCUUUUUGUUCUGGUUUGGAACCAUUACACAGCAAUGUAUAUCCA
Molecule: messenger RNA, 6813 nt
Organism: Schistosoma rodhaini
Lineage: Eukaryota; Metazoa; Platyhelminthes; Trematoda; Strigeidida; Schistosomatidae
Source: the annotation of a GenBank genome assembly